Arachis stenosperma is the source of this 928-nucleotide messenger RNA. Its product is annotated as probable NADH dehydrogenase [ubiquinone] 1 alpha subcomplex subunit 12. Gene Ontology annotation, cellular component: membrane. The record is from RefSeq and is a predicted model, not a curated record. Gene Ontology annotation, biological process: mitochondrial respiratory chain complex I assembly; response to oxidative stress. Lineage: Eukaryota; Viridiplantae; Streptophyta; Magnoliopsida; Fabales; Fabaceae. The coding region runs from base 162 to 641 and encodes 159 amino acids. The transcript is spliced from 5 exons.
UUCCAAUUAUGAGUCUUAAAUAUUUGAUAAUUGGAAGAAAAUGAUGUUAAGUGUAGCCUACCAGCUCUCGCCACGUACACAUCUCAAACAUUUAUUUAUUUAACACAAAAUUAAAAAGAAAAAAGGAGGCGAGAAGAGAAAAGAGACAGAAAGAGGAGGAAAUGGCAUCCUCGGUGGUGAAGAACGUCAUGAAAUCGAUCAGAGAGAAGGGUUUCGGUGCCUUCCUCAGAGAGCUCAAAGAUGAAGGCUACCUGAGGUGCCUUCCGGACGGGAAUCUCUUGCAAACCAAGAUUCAUAAUAUUGGUGCAACGCUUGUUGGUGUUGACAAAUUUGGUAACAAGUACUAUGAGAAACUUGAAGACACGCAAUACGGAAGGCACAGGUGGGUUGAAUAUGCAGAGAAGAGUAGAUAUAAUGCUUCACAAGUUCCACCUGAAUGGCAUGGUUGGCUCCACUUCAUAACUGAUCAUACAGGAGAUGAGCUUCUUUUACUGAAACCAAGAAGGUAUGGUGUUGAACACAAAGAAAAUUUGUCAGGAGAGGGUGAACAGUAUAUCUAUCACUCCAAGGGACAUGCACUCAAUCCGGGGCAGAGAGACUGGACAAGCUACCAACCAUGGCAAUCCAAGCCUGAACCAUGAUUACAGUUCAUCUGUGUUGCUUAUGUUCCUGAAUGUUGGAUUUUGAUAUCCUGGAUAAAUGUCUUGCAUUCAUAUUGGAGGGAAAAGAAGUGCUUUUCUCAUGAAAUAAAUUGAAUUAUUAGCCGUGGUAAUUGACUCACUCACUCUGUAAUUCAAAUAUUACUCAUACUUCCACAAAUGUCCAUUUAUUUACGUGUUUAAAGGACAUUAAUUGUUUUAUUUUUGGACGACGGGAUUUCCUCAUGUUCCCAUUCCUGUUUUUUAUUAGGAUUAACAUAUUUUUUUAA